This is a messenger RNA of Pieris brassicae (large cabbage white), 2115 nucleotides long. RefSeq lists its product as uncharacterized. The transcript is spliced from 5 exons. Bases 473 to 1207 code for a protein of 244 amino acids. Lineage: Eukaryota; Metazoa; Arthropoda; Insecta; Lepidoptera; Pieridae. The record is from RefSeq and is a predicted model, not a curated record.
UUGAGUCUAAGAAGGAUUGCUCUACAAUGCGUUCGUAUAUAGAAACAAUCUAUCUGGACACAACCAGAAUGCAAGAAAUAGAAUACAACAAACAUAUCUGACUGAUUUGGAACAAAAUACUUUGCGUGACCUAGUCUGACGGCAUUCGGGCUCAUCGCUCCCCAUCAGAUCCAUUAAAAUCCGGGGAAAUCAAUAAAAGUAAUUUAUACUGAAAUUAUCGUUUAGCAAAUGCGAAAUUCCUCAACGACCCAAAAGAAAUUCAAUCUGAGGACGCAUUAAAUUUUUCAUUACCACGUCGGCAAAGGACAUCCAUUAAUUUUGGAAUUUGAAUCAAAAUCCGGUCCGAACAAUUCCGCUAAAUUAGUUCAUGGCCUACUUGAAAACGUUUGUCCCUAAACUCCCGUUGAUAAGUGAGUUAAAGUGUCCAAAAUUAACUUUUAAUUGAAUAGUAAUAUUGUGAAGCGUAAACAAGAUGAACUCGCUGGGAGUUUGGAGCAUUGUAAUGAUAAUUUAUCAAAGUGCAAUUUGCAUGCUAAUAUCCUGGUUAACUCUAAGCUGUCGUUUUGUUCCCGAUAGCAGUGAACUGCAUGAGGUAAUUCUGAUGAAGCUUAUAUACCUGUACGAUCCAGAAGCCUGUGGAAGGAUCCACUUCUAUAACUUCACAAUCGCUAGACAAGGAAAUACAAUAUUUUCAACUGUUAUGUGGCCAAUUAGAAAUCCUAUUGCAUCUAGAUUUAGAAGUGCAAUGCGGAUCUGGCUGUCGCUUCACAUCAUCUGGCUUGCUUUAAGCAUUGUGAACCUCACACACGCAAGACGACCUUGCGGAUUCUAUGCUGUGGUGGUUCCCUUUACUUUAACCGGCCUGGCUGUGUUGGUGACAGACGUGGUCUUUAUGGCCAUGUUUAUUGAGGAUAUUCCCCAAACCGACACCGAAAUGGGAAUUUUGAACUUUAUGAACGGUGGUGGUAAAAACCUCAGAUGGAUUGUGAAGAAAUACCCAUUGCAGACGAUGCAGGAGCUGGGUCAAUCUGCUUUAGAUGACACGUCUUGGAUAGCACUUCUUUUUGCUUUCGCCAGCAGCAGAGGAAUUGUGCAAUGGAUUCUGAACUUCUGGCUCGUGAAGGACAACUAUUUUGCUGGGCUUGAUUAUCACCGUAAAUUACAAAAAGAAAUAAGCAUACGACGAGAUCGUGUUUUAAAAAAUUAAUUUCUUAAAAAACAAUUUAUUAUGUCAACUUUCCGGUGGUAAUGUAAAACAAAAGACGAAACGUUACGUUAGGAUUGCACAAAUGAUGUAUCAGGUCGAGUGUAAACUACUAUUGGCUAGAGAUGUUACCACAAACGGAACACGUUUGUCUUUCUUUGAUUUUCAUUACGUUUUAUUACAAUCUUAGGUAUUGUUAAUUCCCAUUUUCCGGCACUGAUUGUCUGUACUUUCAUCAAGCUGUCUUCUUUAGGACUGUCGAAAUUUUAGCUCACUUAUAGUUCAGCGUUAUGCCAAAUAUAAGUAUAUUUUUCUAUAAGUUUGUUCUGUUAAAUUCUUAUCAUUGUAAUUGAAUUUUGUGUUAAAUUCCAUUCCAUCACGAGCAAUGGAUAUCUAGUGCAUAUAAUAUAAGAAAAUACAUGUUUGUCUCUCGACCGAAGCCGCUUUUUAUCUCCUCCAAUUUUAAAUAAACCACAUUUCCAGGAUUCUAUGUAAAAUUACAUGUUCCUUUUAUUGAGAGAUUUGCUUUAAAUAAAAUCGAAUACAAAAAUAUGAACAGGAUUUCCCAAUAAAUGUUUUAAUAGCAUACUUAAAAGUUUGUGUAUAUUUAAGUAGCAGUUUAUCCCUUGUGUAUUCAGGAUUACAUUCUCAUUAUAAACUAUUUUCAUUGUGAUUAAACAGGACGUAUCAGUGUACCGUUGGUUAGAAAUUCAAAUUAAUAUCCCUGUGAUGAUCUAUAUCUAGAUUAGGCUAUAUUCAUAUGAAAAAAGUUUAUGUUUCUCUUAUUCCUGAAGAAAAUAUAGUAAAACGAAUGAGUUUCAGAUACUUUUAAAACAAGACAUGGGUGAUGCUGUUAUUAAUUGAAGCAAUUUUCAAAGACAAGUUUUCUUUAUGUCAAUUCAUAGGUAUAU